Mercenaria mercenaria is the source of this 4558-nucleotide messenger RNA. RefSeq lists its product as uncharacterized. NCBI's taxonomy places the organism in Eukaryota, Metazoa, Mollusca, Bivalvia, Venerida, Veneridae. The transcript has 2 exons. The record is from RefSeq and is a predicted model, not a curated record. The coding region runs from base 31 to 675 and encodes 214 amino acids.
UAUUACACAUUGACUAACAAAGUUAUCAAGAUGGCUUUUCUUAGCAGUUGCUGGAUUUCUGUUCACAGUUUUUGUUCUUCCCUGUUCCAGAGGUUGAGGUCUUUUGCCCUGCGGCUUGGCCAGUCGCAGGGCGAGGGUGGGACUUGUACUGAGGUGACCGAGGCUAUGAGGGCACUACCUCCCGGUAGUGAUGAGGUCGUUGCUUUGGCUGUGACGGAGGAGCUGUCUACUGAGGUGACUCCCUUCGCUAGCCAGGACCCCGUCCGCCCUGUUGUAGAUGUUGCGGUAAUCCCAGAGGAUACGCCCGCCGCUGACGUCGAAGGUAUUGGGGAAGGGGCUCCUCAGGGUGGCCAUCCUGAGGAGCAUGAGGUGGGUCCUGUACCCCAGGUGGAUCCUUUCCCUUUUGUACCUGAGGUAGAGGUGCCUCUCCCACCUCUUCUUGUCCCAGAGGUAGAGGUGCCCGAUCCUUUUGUGCCACAGGUAUCCCAGGUAUUCCCAGGGAACACCAGAGACAGGGAGUCUCUGGGAGGGGUGGUUCAGGGAUUAGAGGUUAAUCCUGAGGGUAGGCCAGAGUUAGAUGUACAGGGUUUUGUCCCACGCAGGUCAACUAGGCCCCGUCGACCUCAUGUGCCUAUGCAGAUUAUUUGGGGCAGGGGGGUUAAGUCCUAUGAUUAGCCAAUGGCCUCACACCUCCUCCCUUCUUGUGGUUGAGGAGAACAUGACAGAAAUAAGGGUGUUUAGUAUACUUUAACAUUAAGCUACUUCAUCAUCAUACAUUAUCAUCAUCUGUUCGUCGUCAUCCAUUGAUCAUUAUAAUCAUCCAUUCAUCAUCAUCAUCCAUUCAUCAUCCAUUUAUCAUCAUCUGCACAUUAUCAUCAUCAUCUAGCCAGCAUCAUCAUCUGUUCAUCAUUAUCAUCAUCCAUUCAUCAUCAUCUCUAUUCAUCAUCAUCUGUCAUCAUCAUCAUCUAGUCAUCAUCUAUUCAUCGUCAUCAUCAUCUUUUCAUCACCAUCAUCUCUGUUCAUCAUCUUCUGUAUCUAUCUAUCAUCAUCUGUUUAGCCAUCAGUACUUGAUUUUUCUACAGACACUUGUUGGUUAGUCCCAAUCCCCCCCUCCCCUCCUCUGCCCCAUGCCAUUUGUCAGCAUCAAGAUUUAGAACAUGAUCAAAGAUGUACUCUUAUUUUCCAUCAUGUUCUGCGUUGGUCGAGUAGGCUUAUGUGAUGGUUUGUUUGCAUUUUUCUGGUCAUGGCUGCUGUUUCCUUGCUGUUGGGGGCCGUCUUUUUUCUCUUAAAAGAGAAAUUAGAUUGACGGGAAGUGAAUCUGUGGCCAUGACAAAGAAACAUGCCUAUAGACCAACACCUUAGUCUGCUCAGCUCUUGCAGAACAUGACUGAAGAUGACAGCUCAUCUCUGAUAACCAAAUACUACUACUAAUAAUAAUAAAUUUGAAUAUAGCAUGUUUUAUAAUCACAACCAUUUCUCAGUUUAUUUUAAAAGACUAAAAGUUUGCCGAUAGUUGUCAGGGUCUUAGGAGGGGAGUUGGGCGAACCCACCGGUGAAUGUGGAUUUUCCAAGGAAACUGGCAUCACUGCUUAUCAUUCAUGUCCAUCAAUCAUCAUCCAGUCUUCAUCAUCAUCAUCCAUUUAUCAUCAUCUACUCAUUAUCAUCAUCCAUUCAUCCUCAACCAUUCAUCAUCAUCUACUUAUCAUCAUCAUUAUCUCUAUUCAUCAUCAUCUGUCAUCAUCAUCAUCAUCUAGUCAUCAUCUAUUCAUCGUCAUCAUCAUCUAGUCAUCACCAUCAUCUCUUUUCAUCAUCUUCUUCUCUAUUCAUCAUCAUCAUCUUCAUCUAGUCAUCAUCUAUUCAUCGUCAUCAUCAUCUGGUCAUCACCAUCAUCUCUAUUCAUCAUCAUCUUCUCUAUUCAUCAUCAUCAUCUGUUUAGUCAUCAGUACUUGAUUUUUCUGCAGACACUUGUUGGUUAGUCCCAAUCCCCCCUCCCCUCCUCCGCCCCAUGCCAUUUGUCAGCCUUUUAAAAAACUAAAAGUUUGCUGAUAGUUGUCAGGGUCUUAGGAGGGGAGUUGGGCAAACCCACCGGUGUAUGUGGAUUUUCCAAGGAAACAGAAUUGGCAUCACUGCUUAUCACCAUCAUCAGUCAUUAUCAUCCUCCUCCUCCACUUCCUUCUCCACCUCCUCCUCCUCAUCUUCAUCUGUUUUAUCAUCAUUCUUAUCAUCCUUAUCCUUAUCAUUUAUCAUCAUCAUUAUCAUCAAACAUUAUCAUAUCUAUCUGUAAAUCAUGCCCAAACUACAUUUAUUCAAGGUGUUAAAUGUAUACUAAACAGUCAGAUUUCUUGCCAGUUCUUUGAAACCAUUUCUUAGUUAAGUGGUGUGAUUGUUGUUGUUGUAUGUGUGGAGUUUGAAAGCUUGUAUUAUAUGUUACCAGUGACACUAUGUGUACUAUAAAUACUUAAAAGACAAUACUAAAUUAGCCAAGGAGGCUUUGUUAAUAAUGGCAAACAUUGCAUGCAGUACUGGAUUGUCCCAGGACCCAGCAAUUUCCAGGACCCUGCAAAAUUAGUAUUUAUGGUAACUAUCUUCUAUGCACGGUACUGGUUUUUUUCCAGGAAGUGAAAAGAAGAAUGUGUGAAAAGUCAUGUGUGCUUGUUUUGUAUGGUAGUGUGUGUGGUGUGAUUGUUGUUGUUGUAUGUGUAUGUUGUUUGUGUAUGUGGAGUUUGAAAGCUUGUGUUAUAUGUUACCAGUAACACUAUGUGUACUAUAAAUACUUAAAAAGACAAUACUAAAUUAGCCAAGGAGGCUUUGAUAAUAAUGGCAAACAUUGCAUGCAGUACUGGAUUGUCCCAGGACCCAGCAAUUUCCAGGACCCUGCAACAUUAGUAUUUAUGGUAACUAUCUUCUUUGCACGGUACUGGUUUUUUUCCAGGAGUGAAAAGGAGAAUGUGUGAAAAGUCAUGUGUGCUUGUUUUGUAUGGUAGUGUGUGUAGUGUGAUUGUUGUUUUUACAAAAAAUACAAAAAAUACAAAAAAAAAAAAAAAAAAAAAAAAAUAAAAAAAAAAAAUUUGUGCAUGUUCUUGUUUGUAGUAUUUAUUUAAUGUAAUAAUUUAUUGUGACCAUUGCAGGCUGCAAGAAAGAGCAUCAUAAUGCAGUUAACUGAAUUCUGUUAUGAGCAGGAAAGCGACACCAAAGAACAGUGGACAAGAUUUUUUAUGAAGCAAAAGAAGGGACAUCAGAGUGCAGUGUACAAGAUUUUUUAAGAAGGAAGAAAGGAAUAUUAAAAUGCAGUGGAUUGGAUUUAAUUAUGAAUCGAGAAAAGGAACAUCAAAGUACAGUGAAUGGAAUUUUAUUAUGAAAUGCAAGGAAGGGACAUCAAAGUGCAAUGGACUGGAGACUACUGGGGAGAAGAUGUUGCUUCAAAAGAUUGGCAGAGUUGCUUUUUGCUACAGGUGCAAAGCCGUGACAGAUUCCUUUACUAUUUAUUGAGACAUGCUAACGUUACCUUGAGGACAAUCCGGUGUCUAUAUGUCAGCUGGAUUGUGGCAUUUUUUGAAGCGACUGGUCUGCAACAUUGUGUCGGCAAUGUUAAGAUGAUGGUUGUUCCUCUUUGUUUUGAGAGAUGGAAUCGGGGAUUGUGAGGAUUUGCAUUUCUUCCAUAUCAACAGACUGCCAAUGACAACUGACUUUAUGUCCCAUUCAUAUGUACAGUCAGGGAUUGAUCUGACUUUUUUAUGAAGCAGUAGAGGAAUAUCAAAGUGCAAUCAACUAGAUUUAACAUAAAGCAAGGAAGGAUUAUCAAAGUGUUAUGAAUUAAACUUUUUCAGGACAGGAUCGAAUAAACAACAUCAAAUUCUAAUUGACUGGAUUUUCUCAGGAAGAAAAGAAAGAACAUGAGGAAGGAACAUAAAAGUGCAAUUAAUUCAAUUUUAUUAUGGAGAAAGGAAGAAACAUCAAAGUGCAAUCUUCUUGGAUUUUAUUUAAGUGCAGUGGACGGACUGGAUUUUCUCAGAAUGAAGAGAGGAUAUUCUGAUGUUAAUGUGACCCAUAAAAGUGACUGUAUUCAUUUAUAGCAUUUAAAGUGAAGAAAUAACAUAAAAAUGUAAAUCAUUGGAAUUGAUACUUUUUGUGGGGGUGGGAAUAUCUGUCCUGUGUAUACCAUUUCUUCCCAUUCAUCCUAUCUUAUUUCAUCCUGACCAGGCCCAUCCCAUCCCUGAUUGGUUACCCAGAUAUUAUUGCACAUAUAAUAAAUAAUAUAGCAUAUUUGAAUUAAAAUAUAAAUGUAGAACAUGGCCACAAAAUAAACAGAGAAAAGAUGUGUAUAAAUCAGUUUAAUAUGAAAUAUGUUGAUAUGAAAUCAUGUCUUAUUCAUGCAAUUGACACUUUCUAUAUUCAGACUAUAUGAAGUGGUAAAAGUACACUUUUUUAUAAGCAAAUGUAUGUAUAUGAUAGAAAAGGUCGAAAACUUGAAUUUUUCGAGACAUUCAUAAUAUUAUUAUGGAUACAGUCUAUUAUGUGAAGUGGAAUAAUUAUUAAAUCUGGAACCACGCUUGUACGG